AUGGCUCCGUCGGUCUCCACGGUAGCUCUGGCCACCCCGGCCGUUCUGGCAGGACUGGCCUAUCUGAAUGCUCGCUGGCGAGUCUCGGUCGACCUCGAACUCAUCCUCAGUCUCGUGGCGUCCCAGAGAGCCUUUGCGAAGCGCGAGGCAGCGGACCGGGCCAAUUCCUUCUACCUCAUCGAAGAGCAUGCGCGGAAUUCAAAGGUCGCGGACAAGAUCUUUAUCAUCUACCAGGGGAAGACAUGGACAUUCAAACAAUGUUAUACCAUGGUGCUGCGGUAUGCAGGAUACCUGCACAGCACUCACUCCGUUGCGCCCGGUGAGGUCGUUGCGAUAGAUUUUAUGAACUCGCCGCAAUUCCUCUUCCUUGCCAUGGCGAUCUGGUCCUUGGGUGCGCUGCCAGCGUUCAUUAAUUACAAUUUGGCGGGGAAUCCUUUUGUUCACAGCGUCAAAACGUCGUCAGCAAGGAUAUUGAUUGUUGACCCCGAAGUCGCUCCAAAAGUGCUCAGUGAAGAGACAAAAGCUGUGUUCGCAGCCCCAGAUUUCCGAAAUCAAGCUUUUCCACUGGAAGUGGUCGUCUUGGGCACCGGUCUUCAGUCAUCCCUCGAAUACUUCCCACCAUAUCGGGCCCCGGACACUGCUCGGAGUGGUGCCAUCGGUCGAUCGCCAUGCGUCUUGAUAUCCACUUCAGGGACGACUGGCCUCCCCAAAGCGGCCAUUGUUCCCUGGGAUCGCACCGCAGUCGCCUCGGGUCUCAUCUACCGGUGGAUUGGUUUACGCAACGUGACCAAGAAGAACCCCGACCGUUACUAUACGGCAAUGCCACUUUACCACGCCUCUGCAUUUCAGCUGGGUUUCCACUGCUGUCUUAUAGGGGCGUGUACUCUGGUCUUAGGCCGGAAAUUCUCCGUCUCCAACUUCUGGGACGAAGUCAUUGCAGCUGAUGCUACCGCUAUUCAGUAUGUGGGAGAGACGCUGCGAUAUCUACUCGCCGUCCCUCCGCAACCCAGUGAUUGCACAAAGCACAGGGUCCGUCUCGCAUUCGGCAAUGGCCUUCGGCCAGAUGUAUGGGACAAAUUCCGCUCCCGCUUUGGCGUGGAAACCGUCGCCGAGUUCUAUGGCGCCACCGAGUCCAUAGGGGCAUGCUUUAACAAGUCUCGAAACACUUUCUCAUCAGGUGCAAUCGGUCAAGUGGGUCUCCUGGGCAGUCUGCUUUCCAAGCUCAGGCAAACGGUCGUCAAGGUCGAUUGGUCGACCGAGGCACCGUACCGGGACCCAAAGACAGGAUUUUGUAUCGAACUUCCGCGAGGCGAACCCGGCGAGGUAUUGUACCGGAUCGACGCUGCAGACAUUGGGGCCAAAUAUCAAGGCUACUUUGGCAACAAAAAGGCCAGCGACUCGAAGAUUUUGAGGGAUGUGCUUCAAAAGGGUGACGCCUGGUUCCGUUCCGGCGACGUCAUCAAGAUCGAUAAGGAAGGCCGCACCUGGUUCCUCGACCGGAUAGGCGACACGUUCCGCUGGCGGAGCGAGAAUGUCUCCACCGCCGAAGUGGCGCAGGUGCUCGGCCAACAUCCCGCCGUGCUAGAGGCGAACGUGUACGGCGUAGCGAUACCGAACCACGAAGGCCGCGCGGGAUGUGCUGCUGUGCUUUUACGCAAUGUGGAUGCGAACACGACGCCCGUGCCGGACUCCUUGCUCGAAAGCCUCGCCACGUUCUCGCGGAACAGUCUGCCGAGAUACGCUGUGCCUGUGUUCCUCAGGGUCGUCACGCAGGUUAUGGCUACAGGGAACAACAAGCAGCAGAAGCACGUGUUGAGGCAGGAAGGCGUCGACCCGGAGAAUGUGGGCGAGGAGAGAAUAUUUUACCUGAGACCCGACAGCGAGCGGUACGAGCCGUUCGGCAGGGCUGAGUGGGAAACCGUCAAGGCUGGGAAGGUGAGAUUGUGA
Messenger RNA from Cladophialophora yegresii CBS 114405, 1947 nucleotides. RefSeq lists its product as uncharacterized. The transcript is spliced from 3 exons. Bases 1 to 1947 code for a protein of 648 amino acids. Gene Ontology annotation, molecular function: long-chain fatty acid transmembrane transporter activity; long-chain fatty acid-CoA ligase activity. Lineage: Eukaryota; Fungi; Ascomycota; Eurotiomycetes; Chaetothyriales; Herpotrichiellaceae. The record is from RefSeq and is a predicted model, not a curated record.